Messenger RNA from Bombus terrestris (buff-tailed bumblebee), 2747 nucleotides. RefSeq lists its product as uncharacterized. The record is from RefSeq and is a predicted model, not a curated record. NCBI's taxonomy places the organism in Eukaryota, Metazoa, Arthropoda, Insecta, Hymenoptera, Apidae. The transcript has 7 exons. Bases 1924 to 2703 code for a protein of 259 amino acids.
AAGAAUUUAUGCAUAAAAUUAUUUUUUCCUAGGCUUUCUAAUUUUUGAAAUCUGUUAGUAGUAUAUCUAUCUCUACAAGAAUCAUCAAAAUGACCACUUAGCUGAUUUCAUAAAUAAUAUGUUUUUCAAAGAUUUUUCAAAAAUAAUAUGUUUUGCAAAAGUUUCAGUUAUCGUAGAUAUUUCCCAAUAUUGUCUCCACUUAUUGUAAGUACUUACAAUAGGGUAAUUGAAUUUGGGCACAGAAUUAUCUCAUUUUGAAUAAUCCCCCAUUUCCAGCAAUCAUGAGUAAAUCCAAAAGAUAUAAUAAGAUAUUUAACAAAAUUGUCAACAUCAAUGAAGAUUGUUCUGAGAAUACCUCCGGAGAAAAUCAGUAUGAAUUAGGCCAAUGCAAAGUUGACAGUGAAAGUGCUGAAUACAUUGGAAGCAGAAAGAUAGGAUAUUGGGAUAGUGAAGAGGAACACUUCCUGAAUGUGUGUCAUAACAUGAAAAGGGUGUGUAUUCUAUUUAGUUCUGUCUCCCAGGAUGAAAGGACAAGCAUUCCAAGCAUAUGGCAAAAUGUAAUAGGUGAAAUUGAAAGUGCAAUUAAUGGGACAUAGUGCAUAAAACUAAAAGCAAGGGAAUCUAGGAAUAGGAUGCCAAACAUACAGGAGUAUGAAUAGAAGAUAAUUAUAAACGUGUUCCAGAGACCAUUGCUUUUUACAAUAAAACAAAGUAUGCCGAGGAAUUAACUGGAGAAAACAAGGACAACAUUUGCCAAGGAACAGACGCUUCAUUCCUGUCACAUUCAACGUCAGAAUGUAUCCUUUUAACCGGUUGCUGAGAUGGCGCAUUAAUUGGGCAAUACAAAAUGAUUCGGAGAAGCACGCGGCGACAAAAGGGAAGAUAGCGCGAAGAGUAAUUGAAUACGAGUCGUAAACGGUGACCGAUGUAAUUCCGGUGGAGCAAUUAAAAGCUGGAGCGAGAUAGUUACUCCUAAGAGCCGGCGUUUUACGGGUUGAAAAGGGGAAGAAUUGUGAAUUAUACGAAGAUUACAGGAGAAAAGUGUGAUAAUCUCUGCAAAAUAUACAUGCACUUGUAUUGAAUACCACGUAAUUUCUGUAUAUCAGAGAAUUUUCUGACAAGUGAACAUAUUACGUGAAUUAUACGAAUGGUUCUGAUAUUUCAUUAACCUGUCACGAUUGUAACGAUUGAAAUGGUAAAAUUUGAAAUCAAUUGGAAGAUGUGUAUAGAAGUUACAAGAUAUAUGUACGUUUUAUUGAUGUUGCGAAUAAUUAAUUUACUGCUCAAAUACUUUGAUGAUCUUUGCAAAGUGUAUGUUUCCAAUAAAUGUCUUACAACUUGUACAAUUUGUACAUAUUUUCAGAUCAGUUUCAAAUUUUACCAAUAUAAUUACAACAGUCGUAGUGCUAAUGAAAUUUCGAAAUGUCUUGUAUAACAUGUACAUAAAAAGUUCCAGAGUGUUCGAAUACUUUCACAAAUCACUGUAUAUAUGUAAUCUUCCUAAGAGUUCAGACGCGGAUAGACAGAGGGAUUUUAUCUGUUUAAUGGACUCCCUGCUUACGGACAGCAAGACUUUUUUUGUUUCACGGACAGAGCGGCUUUCAUCGUUUUAUAAAGAGCCAUAUUGAGAGACGCGCAAUUCCCGAAGGGACGGACAGAGAGCAACAGCAAACAGAAGAAAGAAUCAUUAUUGAAAAACAUUGAGGAUUGACGUAGAAAGAUUGGUAGUUCAGGACGUUAAAAAUCGAUUCUCGAUUUUCAGACUUAAGAAUCGAUCCCUGAAUUAUCCGAGAAUUGAACAUUAUAAAUCGAUUUUCGCUACGCCAUGCCGCUGAAAGUUAACUUACGUAUCAUCAUGAACGAGAACGCGAAAGGGGAGAAGAUAGAUCGUAUAGAAACUAUAAGAAGACCAGAAGAUGAAGUAUGCUAUAUUUUCUUCCCGGAAUGUCAAGGAAAAAAUUACCAUCAACAGUUAUUCAGUUCGCCAACAGUGAAAAAGGCCGCAAACAGUCUAACCAAGACUUCAUAUUCCGAGACAUUUUCUUAGAGGAAGCAGAAAUUACCCCCACAAGAAAAAUAAAGACGGAAACCGAGAAACCCAGUCUGGACAUGGAAAGACUUCUAGAGACUCUCCAAAAACGAAAUAAGAGUAAAAUAGAAGAUAUGAACUUCAGUAUAAAACAAUUUGGUGGAACUCAUAAAGCCACAGACUGGAUAUCAGAGUAUGAAGAGGAGUGCAGAAAAUAUAAAAUAAAAAGUGAUGAGGAGAAAGUCAAAGGUUCGUUCAUUGAAUACGCCUCAGGGAAAGAACGAUUAAUAUUGGAAAUAAAGAGGAAAAUACCAGAGGACGAGAGGAUACACGUGGUUGUCAUUGGAUUAUCUAUCGAAAUCCAAGAUAAAAUCGAGAGAGAAAGUGUACAAUCAACAAAUGAUCUAAUACGAAUUUUGGGACAAUAUGAAGAUCAGAGAAAAAGGAAAGAAACACAAGGAAGAAAGAUAAACCUGGAUAAAAAGGCAAACCCACCAUUCAAGAAACAACCGUGCACGAUCUGUGAAGCACUAAACUUCCGAUUCCAUCCAGUGGGAUUAUGUAGAAAUAGAAACAGAAACGCUCAGAAGAAACCCAAACAAAUAAAUUCACUACAGCUAUUCACAUCUGAAAAUGAAAAAGCAGGAACACCGGAUGAGAAUAAAAAAAAUUAAAAUGCCCGGAGAAGUACAAAACAUUGAUAAAACUGUGAGUUAAG